Messenger RNA from Suillus fuscotomentosus, 972 nucleotides. RefSeq lists its product as uncharacterized. The record is from RefSeq and is a predicted model, not a curated record. The transcript has 5 exons. The coding region runs from base 1 to 972 and encodes 323 amino acids. Lineage: Eukaryota; Fungi; Basidiomycota; Agaricomycetes; Boletales; Suillaceae.
AUGAAGGAUUCUGAGGAAGCUCAUGAAGAUAGACCUGGAGUCCCACAGAAUAACAUUGUUUUCCUGGCGAACUGGGCUUUCCCACACAUUCAGCCCGCCAAUGUCAUGACCCGUGCUCGCCGCGUACAUGCAAUGCACACGGGUCCUGCCCACCAGAGAGCUAUUGCAAGAAUGUCUGCAAAUUGUUUUCACCAGUUCUGGCGGGCUCCAUGGCAUAAGGUCGCCAAGCGUCUCGCCAGGCUUGUCAUCCAGAUUUCCAUCCCAUGCUUGAGCUUUUUGUCGCCGGUAAAUCAUAGGAAUGGUGUCUGCGGCAGCUACAUGGGCCUGCUACUAUAUGGUGCUUAUCGAAAGUGGGCCCAUCCCGCUUGCCUGAUUGUAUUUGGGCCCACACUCAUUGCCUGGUUACACAUCCUAGGCCCAUCGUAUGCACGGCAGCAGGCUCCAGGCCUGCCAGUGCUUUACGCAAUCACGGCCCAUCCUGAUGGGGAAUGUCACUACCCGGGCCCACCCAUGGCCAUUUCAGCCAUGUCCAAGGCCCACCACUGUGUUCGGAACUCACGGAUGGGCCCAUGCUAUUCAGCGGACAUUACACGGGCCCAUGCAGAAGGAGGAAGUCAUUGGCCGGGCCCGCUUGUGGCCGUUGUGACAUCUGCCGUGGCCUGCCCGUACCGUGCGCUAACUGGGGCAGGGCCUAACACAUGCGUCAAAUUUCCGGCCCACCUUCCCACAUACCUCAGAAGGAUGGGCCCAUCCAAGCCAUUGGCUGUCGUGAGGGCCGACUGCCUACAGACAUACAUCACCUGGGCCCACCCACACCGAAGGUACAGGAGCAUGGGCCUGCCCGUCCACUCGGAUACCGGAGCCAAGCCCAUCCGUGAAACCAAUGUGGGCCCACCAAUGGACGAAAUGGCCGUUUAUUUGCUGGUGUUCGGUCACAGCUGUAUGGACGUGCCGAUGGCAUUGCCAACCUGA